Copidosoma floridanum is the source of this 3355-nucleotide messenger RNA. RefSeq lists its product as uncharacterized. Gene Ontology annotation, cellular component: nucleus. Gene Ontology annotation, biological process: regulation of transcription by RNA polymerase II. Gene Ontology annotation, molecular function: zinc ion binding; DNA-binding transcription factor activity, RNA polymerase II-specific; RNA polymerase II cis-regulatory region sequence-specific DNA binding. The record is from RefSeq and is a predicted model, not a curated record. Lineage: Eukaryota; Metazoa; Arthropoda; Insecta; Hymenoptera; Encyrtidae.
AGUUUGUAGAGGACAAGGUGUGCGUGUUUAAAAAAAAUUUGAGGGACGAUUGAUGGUUACGUGAAAAAGAGACCUUGGGUGUCAGAUUCUCCUGCUAUUUUCAAAGCUUACCGGGAAAGCGUGGACAUCAUAACCUAUCGUGGAAUUAUCGGAGACCAAAGGGCACGAAGAGCCGGCGAGGAUGGCCAUGGGCGAUGACUUUAACUUUGCCGAGCUCUGUAGGCUCUGCUCCCUAAAGAGCAGCCAUCAGAUGCAGAUUUUCGACAAAGAAGCCGAGCAGAGGCAGCUAUUAUUCAAAAUACGCUCGUGCAUACCGGCAGUGAUAACAAAAGAGGACGCAUUACCAAAAAAUAUUUGCCAGAGGUGUAUAUACAAAUUGGACAUGUUUUACGAAUUCCGCGUGAGCUGUAUGACAACUGACACGGUUUUGAAAAAUUAUGCAGAUAGUAUUAAACAACUUGCCGCUGUCACACAGAACGACAAAGACAAAAUGUCGAAUGGUCAGCACCACCAGCGUUCAGCUUACGUGGAGGCACACGCAGUGGCACACGCAGCAGUUCAACAGCACAUGGCCCAGCAGGCAGCCCAGGCGCGACUGCUAGCUGGCCCAGUACCUAGUGCUGCGCCCCAGCCGCCCAACCCGACCUUCACUCUGCCCGACGACGGUCUUGGUUACGACGACGGAGUGCGCGUACUGCGUUCCAUUGGCACGUGGUCUCCAGACUACUCGUCAGCCAUGCGACCGGGUACUAUGAUGCCAGCUUUUCCAGGUACCGCGGAGCCGCAGUUCAACACAAAUGGUCGAGCCCCGACGACGGCGGCAGUGAACCAACAGCCUUUACGGAACACAAAUGCGUCCAGCAGUAUAAGGCCAGGCUCGGUGUCCAAGGCGACCAAUACCGGUGAGCCAACGACUAAAGCCUUUGCCUGUACAGUAUGUGGCAAGGGCCUAGCGCGCAAGGACAAACUCGUCAUCCACAUGCGGAUACACACCGGUGAAAAGCCCUACUCUUGCGAAGUCUGUGGAAAAGCGUUCGCAAGAAGGGACAAGCUAGUAAUUCAUAUGAAUAAGCUGCGACACAGACCUGGAGUCACGGCUUUGUCAACGCCCACUGGCUCAAAUUUGCACAACGAACAGCAGCAACAACAACAACAGCAACAAACGCAACAGCAACAGCAGCAGCAACAGCAACAGCGUCCUGAUAGUACGCAGAAGCCAAAAGAAGAACCAAUCAGUUGGUCGUGUGAGUUGUGUGGACGAGGGCUGGCUACGAGGGAAGAAUGGGCUCAGCACGCGAGGUCGCACCGAGAAGCCACCGGCCCACCACAGCACGCAGCUGCCUAUUUUCCUGGGUCAGUUCCUCCGCCACAGCCGUACCCAGCCGAAAGGCAUCACUGUAUGAUGUGUCGUACCGAUUUCACCGACAAGACCGAGUUUAUUCUGCACGUGCGCUCGCACUUCGACCCCCAUACUCAGCAGGCUGCCGUGGCUGCAGCUGCGGCCGCAGCCGCGGCGAGUGGAAAACAGGACCCAGCCACUGCCGAACUGAUCGCUCGCGGUCUCGUCGAUCCCUCGGGCCUCUGCAGCUAGAACUUUCGUACUGGCUACGGCUCCCUACAGUCUCUACGUGUCAUUCUGUAAUUGGUGAAGUGAGUAAGAGGCUUUUAAGUGGGUUUUUUCGUGUCUGCGUGGCUGUGUGUGGAUAUUAUUAUGAGGAUACAAAAAAUCUAAGGAGCUGGAAUUAACAUUGUCUUUUCAUUGGUUGUUUAAUUUUUUUAUGAUUGUGCUGACUUCUAAUUUGAAAAUACGAUAUGUAGUAUUUUAAUUAGAACAGUAUUCAGAGCGAUUUUUUUUUUUUUAAUAAUUACGAAAAUUGAAUAUAAGUAGCCUUUUUUUAUUGUGUCACUGCAAUGCGAAUUGGGCACGUAUAAAAAAUUAAAGGCAAAUAUUCAUUUAAGGGUAUAAAUAAAAAAUAUAACAAAAAUAUCUGAUCAUACCGACUCAAUAAAAAAAGGAUUGUGAACUAUGUCUCGGUAAUCCAGAUGGAUGAACCCAAAAAUUGUUCGCUUUUUGUGAUUGUAAUUAUUACUUUGCUAUCGUUGAUCAUUAUAGUUGGAGAUCAUAAAUCGAACGAUAUAAAAAUGUAAGCAUUUUUCAAGUUUGUAUUUUAAUUUUUGUAAAAUAAAAUUGUCAGUGUAAGUUGUUUUUACAAAAAUAUCCAGUAUUGCAUAUCGCAAAAUUGUUCGUUAAUUGUUUAGUUUGAAGUUUACAGAUAUUUUAAAUGUUAAUUGAAAAAUGUAUUUAAGUUUAUUAGUUCCGAUUUUGAAGUAACGAAUAUUUAGAGUUGUAUAGUUACAAAAAUUCAUGAAAAAUUCUGCAGUCUUAUCUAAUUACGUUAAGUAGUGUAAUAUAUUAGAAUAGAAAUUUUUUUACAAUAGAUAGGUGGAUGAACAGCUGCAGAUAAUCUGAUUUGAUUUAUUUAUUUUAUUUUUUUUUAAUGAUGUAUGAUAGUUGGUGAUUACUUUAAAUUUAUUGUUCCUACCAGAAUACACGUUCUUAGAUAAGAUAAAUAUUUCAAAAAAAUAUUUUUUGAAUUAUAGCUUGAGUAUAAAAAUACAAAAAUAAUUUGAAAUCAUUUUUUGUUUUAUUUAUGUAUGAUAUAAAAUAAACCUUCUGCGAAUUGAUUUUUAGGCAUAACAUAACUUGUGCCUCCAUUCUUGUAUAAGAAUUUUCAAGUGUUGUAGUUCUUGAAAACAAUAUUUUAUUUAUGUUUCAUAUUUAUUAAUGAUCAACAAAAACAAUACAUUCAACGUAGCAAAACCAACAGUAACAGUAAAGUAUGCUUUUAUUACACAAACAUAAUACUGUAAUUCAAGCCAACGCGCGCAGUCACAGAAAAAAAUGUUUGGUGUAACGAUGUAUUGAAACUACUACGGAGGCUCAAUUAUAUUGUAAAGUCGAGAACAGAUUAAGAUGUAAGGAAACGAAACAGGCGGUGCAAUGCGAUCUGUAUAAAGUUGAGUAAAAAAUGCAUUUCCGAAAUAAAUAAAUGUACAUAUAUACCUAUGUUUCAAAGAAUGUGGUGCCUUCUGCUUAAGGACUUCAUUUUUGCCACGUAUUUGGGAGGCACACUAUCUUUGAGUUGACAAAAUAAUGUUUAUAAGUUUUUUAUAGAUCUAAAGUCGUAGUUGAUCAUUGUAUUAUUAUUAUUUUUUUUUUUAGUUUUGUUUUCUACUGUCGUAAGUAAAUAUUAUGAAUAAGAGUAAACUAUUCAUUAAGUGACUUUUUUGUACUGUUACAGUCCCAUAAAAUGACAAUUGAGUCAGUGAGUUACUGCCAUAAUCAUAAAACAAA